Lepus europaeus (European hare) is the source of this 7268-nucleotide messenger RNA. RefSeq names its product NCK associated protein 5 (gene NCKAP5). Gene Ontology annotation, biological process: microtubule bundle formation; microtubule depolymerization. Lineage: Eukaryota; Metazoa; Chordata; Mammalia; Lagomorpha; Leporidae. Bases 277 to 6132 code for a protein of 1951 amino acids. Gene Ontology annotation, cellular component: microtubule plus-end. The transcript has 18 exons. The record is from RefSeq and is a predicted model, not a curated record.
AGCAAGGCUCCGCAAACUCGCCGGGAUCCGCCGCGGGACCAGGCUGUGGCUGCGGCCGUGCAGGGAAACCGAGUCUGUCUUCUCGGCGCGGACUUUGAACGCUUCAAAGAGAAAACAGGAGCGCGCCCAGGAGAUCUGUAGCUGGAGCGAGUUGUUGCAGUUCCCGGCUCUGUCCCCAGGACUGGGAUAUGUGUUGACUGAGGAGCUCACUACAAUGACUCUGGAAAUAGACGGGGGAUUCUUAUAAAUCACAAAGGAAAAUAAAUAACUUCACCCAUGGAGGGAAAGAGGCAGCUCGAGAAAAGGGACUUUGGAAAAAGGCUGUCUCUAGACAGCAGUCUUGUGGAAUACAUGGACUCCAAUAAAUAUGUUGAACAUCUGCUAAAUCAACUAGAAGAGCAGCACCGAAGUCUCUGGAGGGAGAAGUUGGCGGUGGCCCAACUGCAGCGGGAAGUUGCCCAAAGAGCAAGUGAGGGGGCUAUGCAUGAGAAGCUGAUCCAUGAAUUGGAGGAGGAGAGACAGUUACGUCUUCAAAGUGAGAAGCGGUUGCAGGAGGUGACCCUGGAGUCUGAGCGCAACAGGAUUCAGAUGCGCAGUCUGCAGCAGCAGUUCUCCAGGAUGGAAGAAACGGUGCGAAAUCUAUUGCAGAGUCAAGGAUCUUCAGAGCAGAAAAAAGAAGAAAUUGUUAAUACAAUGGUCUGUCAGGAAAGACUGCCAGAGGAAGAAAGAAAACACAACGAAGCUUUGGAAGAUCUUCACAUGGUAGUAGAUGAGGAUUCAAGGAGCGAAAGCAGCAGCACAGAUGAGGGGAAAGACAAGACCAAAUGGCUGCUAGAAAGAUUGAAAGCCCUAGAGGCAGAAAAUUCAGCAUUGGCUUUGGAAAAUGAAAAUCAAAGGGAACAAUAUGAGCGAUGUCUUGAUGAGGUAGCCAACCAAGUUGUGCAAGCUCUGCUCACUCAAAAGGAUCUAAGGGAAGAAUGUGUAAAGUUGAAAACAAGAGUGUUUGAUUUAGAACAACAGAAUCGAACCCUAAGUAUUCUGUUCCAACAACGAGUCAGACCAACUUCUGAUCUGCUCCUCCAGAAACUUCACUCACGCAUCUUAGAUCUUUCAUCCGGAGAUUUGCUUUCAGACGUGGCAAGAAGCCGAAGUGGGACUCAGGCGCGAACAGAUGUUGAGCUGCACGAACGCCCGCUGAAUCCGAAAUCAGGAACCUCUGCCUUGAAGUGCCCUGGCUCUGGGGUUGUUGUCCCUGGUCAUCUCUGUCCUCGAAACAGCUGUAGCAGCAGCGAACUGUCUCUUUCAAGCACCUGCAGUGAGUACUCCAGCAGCUCCUCCUACACCUGGCAUGACGGGAGGAACCUCAGGAAAAUGCAGUCUUCACAAAACUGGGAUAGAAGGCUAAGUGUUGAUUCUUCACUCCCAAGUGGCUUUACCAGUCCUCCAGAUGAACUACCUCCUACUCGAAUCAAGGAAAGCCACAUUUUGGAAGGGCUAAGGAAGCUACAGAAGCGAAAAGUAUUAGUUGAGCCCUCAUCAGUGAUAACCAAAUGGGGUUAUAAAGAUUGCAUGAACUCGAAUGAAGGGAUAUAUUCUCCAGGAGUGAAGAGUAACAGCCUCAAGGAAUAUCCCCCCUGCAAAGCAGCUGGCCCGGGGAGCCCCUGCAAGGAGCCACACAAGGCAUUUGUUUAUGAAACAGGUUCCCACAUUAAUGCCGAUGAUGACUCCUCUUCCUUAGCGUUGCUGCAAGCAGUUCCAAGUCAGGGCUGCAGGCUGCAUGGGAAUAAAUUAACCCACAGUGUUUCGGACAGUCUGGUUGGCUGGGAGCCAUAUGGAAAACAUUUUUCCGAGGGCACGUCCUCGGUUUAUCCUAAGGAAAAACCUGAAAAGCUGAUGCGUUGUGCCAGCAACUGUCCUUUGGAGAGGAAGUGGUGCCCAAACUUGCAGGCAUCUCAGACUCAGAGUGAGAGGGGUCUCCACAGCCAAGGCCAUGGCCACGUGGCUCUCAGUCUCCAGCUUUCGGACACAGAUGACAAUGAAACCCUUGAUGAGUUGCACAUCGAGAGCAGUGAUGAGAAAAGCCCUUCAGAUGUGUCACUGACUGCUGACACUGACAAAUCCACGGAGAACCUGGACAUGCUCGUGGGACUUGACAAAUCUCACCACGGCUUUCCUGAAGAGGACAAAAAGCAAGUGCCCAUCCACUUGGAGACUAGGCCAAAGACGUUCAGCUUCAUUAAGCAGCAAAGGGUGGUGAAAAGGACUUCUUCGGAAGAAUGUAUCACUGUAAUAUUUGAUGCGGAAGAUGGCGAGCCCAUUGAAUUCAGCUCUCACCAGACUGGAGUUGUCACUGUUACCAGAGAUGAAAUCUGCAUUGACGCAGCCCCUGCUGCACCCACGGGAGAACACACUGGACUUUUACCUCAGGGAAACGCCCCUUUCCAACCAAGCUGUGCUGCAAGAGACUGUACUUUUUUGAAGAGAUCAGAAGAUGAAACUGAGGGAAACAUUCCAAAAGGCAGUGCAGAUGAUAUUCCCCUGGCACCCAAUGAAUCUUUCAGUCCCAGGGCAGUAACACCAAAUACCGAGCGACCAAAGCUGACCAAACCAACACACAGCAUGUCAUGCCAGGGUCAUCCAAGGUCCUCAGCACCUCUGGGUGUCUGUCAGAAGCCAAGUCUGACAAAAAUACCUGCCAGGGGCAAGGCUUCACCCCAGAAGUCAAAAAUCAUGGAGACUGAAGCCUGCACACUCGGGCCCUCAUCCGGCCCCGUGACUCUCGAGAAAUCUCCAUCCUUCAUGCCUGUGAAACUCUCACGGUUCGCAAAGACCGAAAGUCCAGGACCCCUUUUUGAUUUACGACCAGAUUCUCACAUUCCAAAGCACCCUGCUCAGCUUCCUCACAGCUCCAGAAUGUCCAGCAGGAGGGACUGGGCCCAGUGCUCCAAGAGGCAGACACCAGGGUCACGGUCUAGGCCCCUCAUGGAGCCUAGCAACAGUGGCGACCCACCCAUGAGAGACAGACUCUGUGACUCUGGGCCAGAGGCAGAGGUAAAGCCCCCUUCCCCACCACCCCCUCCGGGCAGGUCAGUCUCGCUACUGGUCAGGCCUGGUCGUGACUGUUCACCACCCCCUUCAUCUGCCAGGUCUGAAACCAGGGGCCCCGGUGAAACUGCGAGAACCAUCUUCAAAUGCCCCCUGCUGAAAGGAACCCCUGCCCCUGUUUCUUCUUCCAAUCAGGCCACAGCAGAAGCACUUAAGAAGAAGCCUUCCAUGGCCUUCAGAAAGCCUGUCCUCACUCACCCUCUGUCCACCCCAGAAACGGUGACUCAAGCCAGAUGCCCUGCAUACACUCCCUCCACCUCACCUGCCAUGACAGCUCCAGGGCCUCCCAAGGCCUCUCCAAAGAGAGGUGUCCCCAGAACCUCUCAACAAACCCUUGGGACAGCACACACAGACUUAGGGUUACGGACUCCCAAGAAUUGCCCUUCAACCCAUGAGGCCCCGGAGGCAACAUCAUCCAAAACUGUAUCUCCAGGAAGAAAAGGACAGGUGAAUGACAGCGGCAUCCCCACAUCCCCCAAGCCUGCCUUCUUAGGGAUGAAUGAGUCAGCAUCAUCUCAGGUGAACAGUCCUUCAUCGUCAUCGUCAUCGUACAAAAGCCAUAAUGUGCCACAUGGUUGUCCAAACACUCAAGAGAAAGGACUGAAAACGCGCCUCCCAGUGGGGCUCAGAGUUCUCAUGAAGUCUCCCCAGUUGCUCAGGAAAAGUUCCACAGUCCCAGGAAAGCAUGAAAAAGACAGUUUAAAUGAAGCCUCUAAAAGCUCUGUGGCUGCAAGCAAGUCCAAGCUCGAGGCCUGCAAGAAUCCAGCAAGCCUAGAGACCACUGGAGGGGAAAUAGGUGCAGCCACUCUGGAUUUCCAAGUGCAAGACACUGUUACUGAUGGGCUUUCUGUGGAAACAGCACUACCAGAGCCAUUGGAAAACAGCAGCUCUGGGGCUGAUGGAAGAGACGGAUUAGAAAACAGAUCUGUGAAAAGAUCCCUGUCCUCCAGUAAGCCACACCUGAAGCCAGCGCUGGGCAUGAACGGCGCCAAAGCCCGCAGCCAGAGCUUUAGCACUCACUCAGGAGACAAGCCUUCCACGCCCCCCACGGAAGGGCCUGGCAAAAUCCGAACUCAGAUUAUUACCAACACUGCUGACAGAGGCAACUCUCUCACCAGGCAGAACUCUACCAUGGAAGGCUCUUUGAGUAGGACCCCUUCUGCCCCCAUGCCUGAGAGCCUUCUCAGUGCUGGGAGGCCCCUGGGCCACCCGUCCUCCAGGCAGGGCUCCCUGGGGAGUGCAGACAGUACUAGCCAGCAUGGGAGCCCUAGCAAGUUGCCUUUGAGGAUCCCUCCAAAGUCUGAAGGGCUCCUCCCACCACCUGGAGCAGAGGCCCCGCAGACAUACACUCAGGGAGAAUGUCCCAGUGUGGCCAUAGCUGCAGAAACAGGCAGCGACCACUGCAGGUGCCCAGUCAUACCAACAGACUGCCCUCGAGCCCUGCAGAGUCCGGGGAGGACACAGCAUCCCAGCGGUUUUGAAACAAGCAGGACAUCCAAGGUAGAAACUUCGGGAAGGCAUCCAGAUGCCUCUACAACAAGAACUGGUGCUGUGAGCCCGGAAGCCCCCCUCUCACCCACAAUCGAAGAAAAGGUCAUGUUGUGCAUUCAGGAAAACGUGGAAAAGGGCCAAGUGCAAACAAAGUCCACCUCUGUGGAAGCCAAGCAGAAGCCAGGGCCUUCAUUCGCCAGCUGGUUUGGUUUUCGGAAGAGCCGGCUCCCAGCUCUCAGUAACAGGAAAAUGGACGUGCCCAAAACCAAAGUGGAAAAGAAAGAUAUGAAAGUGCUAGGAUUUGGAAACAAGCAGCUAAAAUCAGAGAGGAAAAAAGAGAGAAAGAAAACUGAGCUGCAGUGUGAGAUAGGAAAUGAGCUCAACAGGGACACUGAGUCAGUAGAUGGGGCAGACAGUGGCUCACAGAGCAAAACAACUGUGAAAAUGCCACAGAACACUUACAACCAAAGGAAGUUUGAAGCCAGAAGUAGACCCAGCCCUGUCACAUGUCCAGCAAAUGAUGCCUUCAUGACAGAACUGUUGAACAGAGUUGAUAAGAAAGCAGCUCAACAGACAGAAAGUGGAUCAAAUGAUAUUUCCUGCAGGAAUGUGUUAAAGGGCAGUUCCCAGAGCUCCUGUCUCAGUGGCAGCUCCAUCAGCUCACAGGGAAACCACAAGAAAAACACCAGAACCAAAGCCGACAUGGAAACACCGAGAGACUCCCUGGUAAAAGGGGAGAACGAGAACUUACAAGAGGAUGAAGAAGGUCCAGUUGCAGAUUCUGCAUUCCAGAGCCACAUCAUAGAAUCAAACUGCCAGAUGAGGACAUUGGACAGUGGGAUUGGAACAUUCCCACUCCCAGACUCGGGAAAUCGCUCCAUGGGACGGUACCUAUGCCAGCCAGACUCCCCAGAGGACACUGAGCCCCUGCUGUCUCUGCAGCCAGCCCUCCCUGCAGCUUGUUCCCUCAGAGCCCAAACCCUUGAACGAGAAGUGCCUUCCUCCACAGACAACCAGCUCUCUGCAGAGAAUACAAUUGUUCACUCCACAUCUGACCCCAUCAUGUUGGCCAGAGGGGUGCGACCUGUUCAGAGUUGCCUCCCCAAACCGGUCUCCUCAGGAAAAAUUGGUUCACAAAAGCAGGAUGAAGCAGAGCCAGGGCCCCAGACCUGCUCAUCAUUGGACUACACCAACAACUCAGUGGUGACAGAGCCGCUUCCAGACUGGAGGAGUGAAGACACUGCCGCCGAGACCCAGAAAUUGAAACAAGUUGAAGAAACAGAAGAUCCUGAGAAUAGAUUACCUAAAAUUUCCCUGGAGUCGUUCAAUAAAUUUAACAGCAAUACUGUGAUUUUAUUAGAAAAAGAAAAGAAUUCAAUGAACAAGGUUGAAGGACAAAAAGAAGAGAAAGAAAAAAAUGAAGAGGCAUCUUUGAGUAGCUCAGAUAGGCCUGGGAUAGACAACUUGGAAUCUUUGAGCGAUUCUUUAUAUGAUAGCUUCUCUUCUUGUGCAAGUCAAGGUUCAAACGAUGUAUAAAGGACUUUUCUUUUUUCCUUAGAACUGGGAAUGGAGCACUUUGGAGGUAGAGAUGAGGACAGGAAACUUUUGCAACACCAGAGCCCACAUUGUCAGGUUCAAGGCAGGCAACACACCAGAGCUUACUUCUCUGCCAGGGAACAAAAGUAGACUCCACUUGUGUUUCAAGAGAAUGGAAAGUAAACAGAUCCAUGAUACAGAAUUCUUAAAUUUGCACAUUUUUUGAACACUUGUAUAGAAGUUGUAAAUUUUGGGGGAAAGAAAUUAUAUUUGUAGCAAAAGAAAAAGAAAAAAAAAAGACAGCAAUAAAUGGAAUCAGUGCCAUGCUCUUGAAAUGAUGUACGAAGUCUUAGAAAUUGAUGAUGAUAUAUAUUUUUAAACAAUUACAAUUAAGGUUGUUGUGAAGUGCAUUGUCCUAGUCCUCGGAUUGUUAGAGAGGACACUUUGUAAGCCUAACACAGGGCCUGCAGAAGAAAACCAAGGGAUCAGUCUGAUCUCCAUCUCACUGCCUCACUUUGAGAGGAAUUUUACUUCUAGUGUAAUUUCGAAACUGUUGCCAGAGAUUCAGGUAGUAAUAACUGUCACCGUGCUUCUACUGCGGAAUGAAAAGGGUACUGAAGUGUGGACGCCCCUGGCAAGUGUGACGCUGAGUCAGAAGCACCCCUGAUUCUACUUCCAACAGCAGGCUUUGCCUCCCAGCAUUUCCUUACAUCCACUUCUACUUCGUGCUUCUCUGUAUACUUUGUUGAUUUUUAUCUUCCUGCUCUUUUUCUUAAAAUCUGGGCACUAUGGAAAGUGUUCACUUUUUAAAUAAAAUGAAUGGUUGGUGCUAUGAAAAAUUCAUACUUUUAAUAUUCUUUUUUCUACAAAGACUGUUUAUAUGUAAGGAUAAAUUCUAUUUUAAAGGUUAUGUGUAUUUUUUCUAGACGUGCACUAUUUAUAAUUGCUUUUGUACAGGAGCUUGUAAACUAGGCAUAAUAGAAAUAUUUUUAGGAUCUGUAUGGUUACUUUAGCACACACUUGUUUCUUUAAAGAGUAUUACUGUAAGAUCAGUGUUAUUCGGUUAAUUUGUGCAAUUUCGUUAUAUUGGAGUUUUGGUAUCUUAAAUGAAAAUCUGUAAAAUGUCCUUGUCCUUC